This is a messenger RNA of Trematosphaeria pertusa, 432 nucleotides long. RefSeq lists its product as uncharacterized. Bases 1 to 432 code for a protein of 143 amino acids. The record is from RefSeq and is a predicted model, not a curated record. The transcript is spliced from 3 exons. Lineage: Eukaryota; Fungi; Ascomycota; Dothideomycetes; Pleosporales; Trematosphaeriaceae.
AUGGAGCUCCAAGCAGUACCUCUCUCAAAGCCUGUCAUUGAUAUUCUCCAGGCGCGGAAACCCACAAGGGUUGCAGUGUUUCUGAGAAGAAAAUCGCCCCUUUAUCCUAAUCCGUACGAUGAGGUCGUGCAGAAGGCCUGCUCUACUCUCGGCUGGCAACAGUUGACCAUCUUGGUCUUCGAUAUUUUCCAUGACGAAUACGACGUGUCCACUGCCCACCGCGUGGUGAAGCUUCUAGUUAUUCUAGUUGACUACGGCAAAAGACUCUCCUAUGUCAGAAUGGGGAGCCUUGAUCUUCAAGAACAUGUCAACGUUCACGUCGCGAAGCAACACAACUAUAACGGCUGGGACGGAAAGCCGCCCUUCUUUGAAGACCAGACAGGCCCAGUGCCACCAAAGUAUUAUAAUCCCCGCGACACCUCGAUGUUGUGA